This is a messenger RNA of Heterobilharzia americana, 270 nucleotides long. The record is from the annotation of a GenBank genome assembly. NCBI's taxonomy places the organism in Eukaryota, Metazoa, Platyhelminthes, Trematoda, Strigeidida, Schistosomatidae.
AUGCCUGGUGGAUCAGUUUACACUGGAGGUGAUGAAUCGAUUUCACUUCCCUCCAAAUCAUUGGAACAAGAAUCUGAUUCCAAUUGGAGUUUUCCAGAUACAGAAAAUGUAAGUAUAGAUACAUCAGGAAAUAAAUCUAGUCAUCCUGAAAGUUUUGACGAUCCAAUUACUGUAUCCUAUUCAGUACCUAAUAUUGUGAACAGGUUACCAAUGUCGACUUCGGCUGCAGCAUCAAAGGAAAAACAAACUGAUGGAGACAGAAAGAAAUAG